Molecule: messenger RNA, 6083 nt
Organism: Syngnathoides biaculeatus (alligator pipefish)
Lineage: Eukaryota; Metazoa; Chordata; Actinopteri; Syngnathiformes; Syngnathidae
Product: zinc finger and BTB domain-containing protein 39
Biological process (GO): regulation of transcription by RNA polymerase II
Cellular component (GO): nucleus
Molecular function (GO): DNA-binding transcription factor activity, RNA polymerase II-specific; protein binding; RNA polymerase II cis-regulatory region sequence-specific DNA binding
Source: RefSeq, a predicted model, not a curated record
CGUGUUGAGAAUGUGUUAAUGGUCAAAGGCUGAUGACGUCAGAGCCGUCUGGGUCGCUUGUAAACACAAAAUCGUACCGUCGGGAGCGAUUUCGUCGCCCCCCACGGAUACAAUGGCGAAGGUUGGCGCAUAGCCCAGCAGGAGGGAUGAGGAUCCGGCUCCAGGGUCCCGGCCACGCUGGUACCCUCCUCGCUGAGCUGGACCGCUGCCGCCGGUCCGGCCGCUACUGUGACGUCUUCCUGCAAGUGGGCAAGCGCACGUUUGCGGCGCACCGCGCCGUACUGGCUUGCGCUGGCACUUACUUUCGCGACCUGUUCACCCGGGCACCGUCUGCGCCCACCGACAUCUUCUCGCUGGAGUUUAUUUCCCCUGCCAGCUUUGAAAAGGUGCUGAACUUCAUGUACACCGGGGAGAUCUUGACUGAUCUCAUAGAUGUCGGGGUUCUUUACGAACUGGCCGAGAGGCUGGGCGUGAGCGAGCUGGUGAGGGCGUGCCACGCCACCUUCCCGGACUUGCGGGGAUCUGUGUCCGCUAGCCCCAGGGCAGGCGGCCUCAGAGACCUCCCGGCCGACUCUUCUGCCUGCUCCUUCACCGCGUCAUCCUUGUCGCCAUCGCCUUCGGCCGCCCUGAAUACCGCCGCGGCCCCUUCGCCUCGUGUCCAGGCAGACACGUUGGCGGCGGAAUGCCAAUCUCCAGCUGGCAGCGCAUCUACGGACUUGAAAAUAGAAGACUUUCAGACUCGUCUAGGUUAUGGGCAAAUGGUGACGCUUUUAAGCGGCGAGGUGCCACCCCCGGGGCCUGAGCUCCAGCUAAAGGCAGAGCAGACAGCGGAGGAGGAUGCGGUUAGAGGCGGGUCGACAGUUUCCGAGAUGACGAGCGACACGCAGCCAUCCGCUUCCUGCUCCUUCCCUGAUUCUCUAUCUCGGCUCGGAGCGCCAACUUCCUCCCCAUCGGCAGAAGAGUCGACGAUUCCACGGGCCAGCGAGGAGCGGCGGGCGGUGCCAUAUGACACCGCCAUCGAACAGUCAGAGGAGGAGCGGUGGGAGCGGCUGGGAGGGGAGGUCAUCGAAGUGAGCGACGACGACCCAUUCAUGGAGGAGGACGAGGAGGAUGAAGACGACCUCGUCUGCGUGGAAAACGGCGACACAAGCAAGUCAAGCAACCAGUUUCCGUGCCUAGCCUGCGGAGCUUCUCUGCCCACCAACCCGGCCGCCUUGAGGACGCACGCCGAGAGCCACGUGAGCGAGCUGGGCCGCUGCGGACUGUGCGGCGCCACCUUCCCAGACCGCGCGGCCGCCGUUUCCCACUCGCUGGGCCACGUGGGCGUGCGGCUUUUCUCCUGCGACAUGUGCCGCCUGGACUUCUGCAGUCUGAAGAAGCUGCUGCGCCACCUCCGCCACAGCGGCUCAGCCCUCGUCUUUCCGCAACCCGGCCGAGGCCCCGAGUUGCGGUGUGGCGUGUGCGCCAAAGGCCUCGGCAAAGACUUCCAGACGGUGAGAGCGCACGCCCUCAGCCAUGUGUGCACCCAAAGCCUGAGCUGCGGAGUUUGUCACACCCCCCAGCUCUCCCUGUGCUCCCUGCUGUGGCACGCCCUCGCCCACCUCUCGUUGCCAGUCUUCACCUGCCCGCAUUGUGCCCGCUGCUUUGUGGAGCGCCCCCUGCUGGACGCGCAUGUGGCAGCGCACGCUGAGGACACCGAGGAGCGAGAAGAGAUCCGAGCGGUCACGGUUGGGGGGAAAGUUUUGGGAAUGGAGGAGCCAGUUUGCUUCCCAUGCCCGCAGAUUUUGCCCACCACUUCCGCCUUUGUGUGCCAGCGCACCUCCGAGUCCUCAGGGGGCAGCGGAGUUGGAGCGCCCGUGGGUCCCGGACGGUUAGACAAGCGCAAGGCAGAGCGGCCUCUGGCCCGUCCACUUGGAGGUCUCGUGGAGAGGUGCGGCCUAGGUAGUGAAACGGCCCCGGGCUUACCGGAGAAAUAUUUCCACGGUUUGUGUUCUGGGGCCCUGACCAAUGGGAAUGCAGGACAAGAAGUGGCCCGCGGGAAAUGGUACCGCUGUCGCUACUGCGGGAAGCGCUUUGCGCACUCGGGGGAGUUCACGUACCACCUGCGCAUCCACACGGGGGAAAAGCCCUACCAAUGCAAGGUGUGUCUGCGCUUCUUCCGAGGCCGCUCCACCAUCAUCUGCCACCUCAAGACACACGCCGGCGCCCUCAUGUACCGCUGCACCUUGUGCGGCCUCUACUUUUCUACACUGAAGAUGAUGUCGUCACACGUGGAGCUCCACAAGGACCGGCUGCCGCCCGACUUCAACAUUGAGCACACCUUCAUGUACAACGACCGUUCCAAAGAAGCCCCGCCUUCCACGGACGCCUGAGUGGACCAUAGAAAAAAAUUGGAUAUGAGGAGCCACACAAUCCUAAAUUUUGGCCAACGAGUACCAACAAAUACAGUAAAGUAAAUAAGUAUUUGAACAUCCAGCUAUAUUGCAAGUUCUCCCACUUAGAAAUCAUCGAGGGGUCUGAAAUUUUCAUUGUAGGUGCAUGUACACUGUGAGAGUGAUAAUCUAAAAAGAAAAUCUAGAAAUCACAAUAAACGAUUUUUGUUAAUUUAUUUGUUUGAUACGGCAGCAAAUAGGUUUUUGAACACCUGAGAAAAACAAUUAUAUUAUUUGGUACAGUCGCCUUUGUUUGCAAUUACAGAGGUCAAAUGUUUUCUGUAGUUGUUCACCAGGUUUGCACACACUGCAGGAGGGAUUUUGGCCCACUCCUCCACACAGAUCUUCUCUAGAUCAGACAGGUUACUGGGCUGUCACUGAGAAACACGGUGUUUCAGCUCCCUCCAAAGAUUUUCUAUUGGGUUUUGGUCUGGAGACUGGCUAGGCCACGACAGAACCUUGAUAUGCUUCUUGCGGAGCCACUACUUGGUUUUCCUGGCUGUGUGCUUCGGGUCAUUGUCAUGUUGAAAGACCCUGCCACGACCCAUCUUCAAUGCUCUGACUGAGGGAAAGAGGUUGUUCCCCAAAAUCUCACAAUACGUGGCCGCGGUCAUCCUCUCCUUAAUACAGUGCAGUCGUCUGUCCCAUGUGCAGAAAAACACCCCCAAAGCAUGAUGCUACCACCUCCAUGCUUCACAGUAGGGCUGGUGUUCUUUGGAUUAACUCAUCAUUCGUCUUCCUCCAAACGAUAGUGGAAUUAUGACAGGAAAGUUCAAUUUUGGUCUCAUCUGACCACAAACCUUCUCCCAUGACUCCUCUGUAUCUUCCAAAUGGUCAUUGGCAAACUUAUGACAGGCCUUGACAUGUGCUGGUUUAAGUAGGGGAAGCUUCCGUGCCAUGCAUGAUUUCAAACCAUGACAUCUUAGUGUAUUAACAACAGUCACCUUGGAAACGGUGGUCCCAGCUCUUUUCAGGUCAUUGACCAAGUCCUGUCGUGUUGUUCUGGUCCUUUCUAAAGUUCAUUACGACCCCACGAGGUGACAUCUUGCAUGGGGCUCCACUCCGAUUUAGAUUGACCAUCAUGUUUAGGCUUAUGAUUCCUCUAACAUUUUUUCACCAAGCUGCUUGGCAACUUCUCUGUAGCCCUUUCCAGCCGUGUGGAGUUGUACGAUUUUGUCUCUGGUGUCUUUGAACAGCUCUUUGGUCUUGGCCAUGUUACAAGUUUGAGUCUCACUGAUUGCAUGGGGUUGGACAGGUGUCUUUAUGCAGCUAACAACCUCACACAGGUGCAUCUGAUUCAGGAUAAUACACGGAGUGGAGGUGGACUUUUAAAGAGACACUAACAGGUCUUUGAGGGUCAGAAUUCCAGCUAAUUGACGGGUGUUCAAAUACUUAUUUGCAGCUGUAUCACACAAAAAGUUAAAAAAAAAUCAUACAUUGUGUUUUUGGGAUUUUUCUUUUUAGAUUAUCUCUCUCACAGUGGACAUGCAUCUACGAAGAAAAUUUCAGCCCCCUCCAUGAUUUCUAAAUGGGAGAUCUAAUCUAUCUAAUCUCAAAUACUGAUUUUCUUCACUAUAUGGCUACUCACUGGGUUGAUCUGCACAAAAUGCUCAUUUAUGUCUCUAAAAUUACUCACCUGUUGCCAUGGAUAAGGUAUAAGAUGCUUUCAAAAUAUUGUUUUUGUAGCCACAAUGCAUGGACGGGCUCUAAGAUGCAAAUUUUGGUCCAUAAGUGAAAAAAAUCAGACUUAAUGUGCCCUCAAAAUACUAUUUUGCUACCACAAUAUUGAUAUAGCCUAGGCAAAAUGCUCAUUUGCGGGCACAAAUUAGGUGUAUCUUGUGCUUGAAGUACUAUUUCGGUGACCACCAUAGAGAGACAGUAUAACGUUUGCAUAAAAUCUGGUUACUUAUUUACAAUGUGUGCUCCAAAUUUAAUCCAGUCACCCAUUUUCUGUACCGCUUCUCCUCACGCGAGUCACGAGUGCCAACCUGAACUGGUUGCCAGCUAGUCAGAGGGCACAUAGAAACAAACAACCAUUUGCACUCACAUUCACACCUACGGGCGAUUUAGAGUCUUCAAUUAAGCUACUCUGCAUGGUUUUUUUGGGACGCGUGAGGAACCAGAGUACCCAGGCAGAGGGAGAACAUGCAAACUCCACAUAGGCAGGGUCGGCCUGCAUUUGAAUCCCAGUCCUCACAAUUGUGACGCAGAUGUGCUAACCGUUUGCGUGAACAUUUGCGAUCUUUCAUUUUCCAACUCCCAAAUUUUGUGGACAUUUUAGGGAACGAUGUAGGAGGUCCCCAAGUUUAAGUGGCCAAUUGGUCCAGUUUUACCAUUUAUACUAUUUUUGGAAAAUCUUGCCAGUAAUAUUAUAUGCCUGUGGCCACAAAAUGGAUGGAUGAAUCUCACCAUUCCUGUCAAUUAUAUAUCCUAAUUCAUAGAAAUCAAUCAAUAUUGGUUAUUUGCAGGCAAUUCAAAAUGGUUGGCUCUCCGGAUCCACAUGCGAGACCAUUAAAAGUGCCUUUUUUAUUCCCCACCCCCUUCGGGGCACUCCAAACUUUUUGUAGCACAAAAUGUUCUUGUUUUAGUCUGGAUUAUUUUGUCCAACUUUUUUAAAAUUCCCUACUACAAGACACCCUUCAAUGUUGUAAUUUCCGGAUUGAUUUCACACAGUUCCACAUAAUUGUUGUCUUUUGUCCAGCAAGUGUUUGAGAACAUGUUGAAUGUGUCACGUUGGCUUUGUAAUUAGUCUUACCUCCUAUUUACAAUACUGUGACUUUGUACACCUUUAUACGAUGCCUUUUUUUUGUCUUUGUAAAUGCCUUUUCAUGGACCAGAAUAGAACAAACGCACCAAGGACGUGACGCCGACUCCUCGCCGUCGUCCUCUUCGUGCUGUUGUACUAAUGCCAGUUCUUUCUGUCUGCCGUCGUAUCAUUUCAACUGUUAAAUGUGGCAAAUUUCACAUAUUACCCCCCCCCCAAAAAAAAAAAACAUACUAAAACCUUGGUAGAAGAGCACUUCUCAUUUUAGUGGCCUAAAAUGUGAAGAAAACAUCUCUGCUUUCCCUGCAUAUGUUAAAAAAAUAUAUAUAUUACAGCUAUCUGAUUUGGUUCAAGUCAAGAAGGUGCAGCGCCAUAUAAAUUUACAGUUUACAUUAAAAAAAAAAAAAAAAGCUUUACUGAAUGGACAGGAGAACUUGCGGGUCUAUGUACUUUGCGGCCAUUCAUGUUUCCUUCUAAUGGAGGAAAACUGGAAAUGACUAUUUUCAUUUUUGUUUUGUUUUGGUGUGUGUAAACGGCAAAUAGUAAACGAGUCAUCACUUGUUUCUAGGUUGAAAAUCUGUAAAAUUGAGAACAGAAAAGAAGCCUUUAAAUGAUUUUCUAUGAGUUCUUAGUUAGACGUGGUGGACUCAUGCCAGCCAAAUCGACAUUGACACACAAGUGUCGUAGAGUACUAGUGUAACUGUUUCAAGCUUUUUCUCAGAAGUAAUUCAAGUGAUUACAUUUUGUUACUUUUGGAUUGUCUAAAUAUGAAAUGAAGGCAUCGACUGUUCAAAAGCCCGUCACUUAUGUUCAAAAGUGUGACUUUUAGUCAACCUUUUCAAAAUCUGACAUGGUGACGGCACAUGAUUACAGUUAGCCAAUCACAA